Panicum virgatum (switchgrass) is the source of this 2885-nucleotide messenger RNA. Its product is annotated as ABC transporter G family member 53-like. The record is from RefSeq and is a predicted model, not a curated record. The coding region runs from base 104 to 2647 and encodes 847 amino acids. The transcript has 14 exons. Lineage: Eukaryota; Viridiplantae; Streptophyta; Magnoliopsida; Poales; Poaceae. Gene Ontology annotation, molecular function: ABC-type transporter activity; ATP hydrolysis activity; ATP binding. Gene Ontology annotation, cellular component: membrane.
CUCCUUGCUUAAUGUAACAAUUUGGGUCUUCAUAACAUAUUAUGUCAUUGGAUUUGAUCCCAAUGUAGAAAGACUUUUCAGACAGUUCCUGCUCCUCUUACUAAUGAAUGAAGCAUCAUCUGGGUUGUUCCGUUUCAUUGCUGGGCUUGCAAGGCAUCAGGUCGUUGCAAGCACCCUUGGUUCAUUCGGCAUUCUGAUUUUUAUGCUUUUGGGUGGAUUUCUCCUGGCAAGAGAGAAUGUGAAGAAAUGGUGGAUCUGGGGGUACUGGAUAUCACCCCUGGUGUAUGCACAGAAUGCCAUAUCAGUAAAUGAAUUCCUGGGUGACAGCUGGAAUAAGAUACUCCCCGGUUCUACAGAACCACUCGGAAAGCUUGUUCUGGAAUCUCGUGGUCUUUUUCCUGAGGCAAAAUGGUACUGGAUUGGUGGGGGUGCCUUGCUUGGAUAUGUGCUGCUAUUCAAUAUCCUCUACACUGUCUGCCUCACAUUCCUCAAGCCAUUUGAUAGCAAUCAGCCGACAAUUUCUGAGGAGACAUUGAAGAUCAAACAAGCAAAUCUAACUGGUGAAGUUUUAGAAGCAUCGUCAAGAGGAAGGGUUCCCAGCAAUACAGUAACAAGUACUGUGGAUGGGAGCAAUGAUGAAGCAGAUUCCAACCAUGCAACAGUAAAUUCUAGACCCGUCAACAAAGGAAUGGUCCUCCCUUUUGUACCUCUCUCCAUCACUUUUGAAGAUAUAAGAUACAGUGUCGACAUGCCAGAGGAAAUCAGAGCACAAGGUGUCAAAGAGACCCGGUUGCAACUAUUAAAGGGUAUAAGUGGUUCAUUUAGGCCAGGAGUACUUACUGCUCUAAUGGGUGUCAGUGGUGCUGGCAAGACAACGCUGAUGGAUGUGUUGGCUGGGAGGAAGACCAGCGGAUACAUUGAGGGCAACAUUACCAUAUCAGGUUACCCAAAGAAGCAAGAAACUUUUGCUCGUGUAUCAGGAUAUUGUGAGCAGAAUGACAUCCAUUCACCAAAUGUUACCGUCUAUGAGUCCCUUGCAUUCUCUGCAUGGCUCAGAUUACCUGCUGAUGUUGAUUCCUCAACAAGAAAGAUGUUUAUUGAUGAGGUUAUGGAGCUUGUGGAACUUUUACCCUUAAAAGAUGCAUUGGUGGGAUUGCCGGGUGUGAGUGGAUUAUCAACAGAGCAAUGGAAGAGGCUAACAAUAGCAGUUGAGCUGGUUGCUAACCCUUCUAUCAUUUUCAUGGAUGAACCGACAUCUGGACUUGAUGCACGAGCAGCAGCCAUUGUCAUGAGGGCAAUCAGGAAUACUGUGGACACAGGAAGAACAGUUGUUUGUACCAUUCACCAACCAAGCAUCGAUAUCUUUGAAUCUUUUGACGAGCUCUUCCUAAUGAAACGUGGAGGUGAAGAGAUUUAUGUAGGUCCAUUAGGCCGCCAUUCAUGUGAACUCAUAAAAUAUUUUGAGGCUAUUGAAGGUGUCAGCAGCAUAAAAGAUGGCUACAACCCUUCAACAUGGAUGCUAGAAGUGACUAGUACAAUGCAAGAACAAAUAACUGGUGUUAACUUUAGUGAAGUAUACAAGAGUUCAGAAUUAUAUAGGAGGAACAGAACUUUAAUAAAGGAGUUAAGCACACCUCCUGAAGGUUCAACUGACCUAUCCUUUCCAACGGAAUACUCGCAGACCUUCCUCACACAGUGUUUUGCUUGCCUGUGGAAGCAAAGUAUGUCAUAUUGGAGAAAUCCUCCGUAUACUGCUGUCAAAUACUUCUAUACAACAGUGAUCGCCCUGUUGUUUGGAACAAUGUUCUGGGGUGUAGGCAGAAAAGGUAAUGAUAAUAAACAAAAAAAAAGGAAGCAGAGAAUUGUGAAUGUCAAAUUUCCUACAGUUUUACAGAGGCUACCUCUGGUCCCCAUUUGUCACAAACUUACAUGCAGUAGACUGAAGCUAUUGUACUCUUGCAGGGAUAAUCAACAGGAUUUGUUCAAUGCCAUGGGCUCCAUGUAUGCCUCGGUUAUUUUCAUGGGAGUACAGAAUUCUGGUUCAGUUCAGCCAGUUGUAUCAGUUGAGCGGACAGUCUUUUACAGGGAAAGGGCAGCUCACAUGUACUCGCCUUUGCCAUAUGCAUUGGGACAGGUUGCAAUUGAACUUCCAUACAUCUUUGUUCAGUCGUUAAUAUACGGUGUGCUAGUGUAUGCUAUGAUUGGGUUCGAAUGGACAGCUGCCAAGUUCUUUUGGUAUCUGUUCUUCAUGUACUUCAACCUAGCGUACUACACAUUUUACGGGAUGAUGAUGGUGGGCCUGACUCCAAACUACAACGUCUCCUCGGUUGCUUCCACGGCGUUUUAUGCCAUUUGGAACCUUUUCUCAGGAUUUUUAAUACCAAGAACUAGAAUUCCAGUAUGGUGGAGGUGGUUCUACUGGAUUUGCCCCAUCGCAUGGACACUCAACGGUCUGGUCACUUCACAGUUUGGAGAUGUAACCGAGAAGUUUGCUAAUGGGGUGCGUAUAUCUGACUUUGUCGAAGACUACUUCGGGUACCAUCACGACUUCCUGUGGGCAGUCGCCGUAGUGGUGGUUGCAUUGCCAGUGCUGUUUGCAUUGCUUUUUGGGCUCUCGCUCAAGAUGUUCAACUUCCAGAAGAGGUAACCGGUGAAGACAACUUGAUUUAUCUCACGGCCCGAAUAGCGCAGACAUUGCAGAAGAAGGGUUUUGUAAUUUUUAGUGUGUAAAUAGCAUAGCUAUUAAUCAGAACUACUGAAAUCGAGAAUCAUUGUACAGCCCUACGGCAGAUAGAGGGUAUUUUGCCUGUUGGUGUAAAAUUAACCGACAAUGCCUAACACCUACGAUGUUAUUCAAAGCUCAAGUUUUGCAAAUUUUGUACCCA